CGCCCUGCGGCCGGCCGGGGGCGGUGCCGCCCCGCCAUGGCGGCGCUGCGCGGCUCGGCGCGCCGGGGCUGCCCGCGCUGCCCGCAGCCCGCGGCCCUGGCGGCGGCCGCGGCCCUGGCCGUCUGCGCCUUCUACUACCUGGGCGGCGGCGGCGAGACCUUCUCCAGCGCCACCCGCCGCCUGCGCGCCACGCCGCCCGCCCCGGCCGGCCCGGGGCCCCGCGGGCUGCACCUCCUGUUCAUGUUCACCAAGGCGGAGCGCAACCCCGCGCUCCGCGACAAGGCGCGGGCGGCGCUGCGCUCGCUGCUGCGGCACGGCCGCCUGGCCGCCGCCGACGUGCUGCACCUCCACCUCGUCACCGAGGGCGCCAGCCGCGACAUCGGCCUCGGGCUGCUGCGGGACCUGCUGCGCGGCGCCGCCUUCCGCCACCAGGUUAUCGUCCAUGAUGUGAAUGAGCUGACAGAAAAGCUGUUUCCCAUCGUUGAGGCCAUGCAGAAACACUUCAGUGCUGGAUCGGGGACCUACUACAGCGACUCCAUCUUCUUCCUGUCAGUUGCAAUGCAUCGCAUCAUGCCCAAAGAAAUAACACGGAUCAUCCAGGUAGACUUGGACCUGAAGUACAAGACCAACAUCCGAGACCUGUUUGAUGAGUUUGACAACUUCCCAGAGGGAGCAGUCAUUGGGAUUGCCAGGGAAAUGCAACCAGUGUACAGGCACACCUUCUGGCAGUAUCGCCGUGAGAACCCCCAAACCAAAGUGGGGGAGCCCCCUCCUGAUGGGCUGCCAGGCUUCAACAGUGGUGUCCUGCUCCUGAACCUGGAAGCCAUGAGGCAAUCCAAGCUCUACAACCAGCUGCUGGAGCCCACCAUGGUGCAGAAGCUGACAGAGAAGUACCACUUCAAGGGCCACCUUGGGGACCAAGAUUUCUUCACUAUGGUGGGGAUGGAGCAUCCAGAGCUUUUCCAUGUGCUUGACUGCACGUGGAACCGGCAGCUUUGCACAUGGUGGAGGGACCAUGGAUACAGCGAUGUGUUUGAGCAGUACUUCCAGUGUGAGGGGGAGGUCAGAAUUUACCAUGGGAACUGCAACACCCCAAUCCCUGAAGACUAAGGCACCCACUGCCCCAGGGGCAGCUCUGACUGCAGCAGGGCCUGCAAAGCCAUAGUGGCUGCACUAACAGUCCCCCAGGAAGGGUGACCAGCUGUGAUCCAGCAUAAUCCAGGGGAAUCUAGGGAUCCCAGGAGCAUUCAGUAUCCCACUGCCUGUAGCCUCACCCUCCAAGAGGAAGGGCAGUUCAGUUGCUGGAACAGGACCUCCACAGCCACUGUAUCCAGGGCUCAGCUCCUGGCUCUGCUUGGCCAAGUCCAUGGGGCCCAUCUGUGCUUCAGCUGCUGGGGCAUGGGAACAGCCAAGGGGCCAUCAGAGACUGCUGCUUUUGCACUAGGCAGGGUCCAGCUCCCUGGGUGCUGUGCAGCUUUGCCUUGUCUGAUGGUCAGCAGGAGUCACCAGUGGGCAGUUGGGUUUCAUUUGUCAUUCCUUGGUGGCCAUUUCUGCACCUCAUGCAGAGAAUUGGUCUGGUCCCUCUGGAGAGCAGACACUGUCCUCAGGUCAUCUUCCUUUUGAAGCAUUCCAGAAAGGCGAGAGGUCUUUAAAGACUGAAAAGCUGCUUUAAAUUGGGUUACUUACAAACAAAAAUUGAGUGCUAGAUAAGCUUUAAAGCCUUUCGUUUGUUCUGAGCAAUAAAAGCUUUACUGCCCUAUGUUGUCCUAGAAGUGUUCAGUGAGUGUGUAACAAUAGGUUCAUUUUUCUAGCUUUGUCUUUAACCUUUCAUACAAGAAUAAAAUUUGCAGAUAUCAGACA
Molecule: messenger RNA, 1860 nt
Organism: Motacilla alba alba
Lineage: Eukaryota; Metazoa; Chordata; Aves; Passeriformes; Motacillidae
Gene: XXYLT1
Product: xyloside xylosyltransferase 1
Exons: 4
Coding region: 37-1110 (357 amino acids)
Molecular function (GO): UDP-xylosyltransferase activity
Source: RefSeq, a predicted model, not a curated record